CGGGGGCGCGGAGGGGACAGCCGCGGACAGGUGCCUGAAGCAGGUCCACCAUGCCGUUAGUAACGAGGAACAUUGAGCCAAGGCACCUGUGCCGUCAGACGUUGCCUAGCGUUCCGAGCGAGCUGGAAUGCGUGACCAACAUCACCCUGGCAAAUGUCAUUCGACAGCUGGGCAGCCUGAGUAAAUCUGCAGAAGACAUAUUUGGAGAGUUGUUUACUCAAGCCAACACCUUUGCCUCUCGGGUGAGCAGUCUUGUCGAGAGAGUUGACCGCUUGCAAGUCAAAGUCACUCAGCUGGAUCCCAAAGAGGAGGAAGUCUCCUUGCAAGGCAUUAACACCAGGAAGGCCUUCAAAAGCUCCACCACUCAGGACCAGAAGCUCUUUGACAGAGAUUCUCUCCCUGUGCCUGUCCUCGAAACCUACAGGACUUGCAAUACCCCUCCACCUCUCAACAUGCUCUCACCUUACAGGGAUGAUGGCAAAGAGGCGCUUAAAUUCUACACAAAUCCUUCAUAUUUCUUCGACCUUUGGAAGGAGAAAAUGCUUCAGGACACCAAGGAUAUCAUGAAGGAAAAGCGGAAACAUAGGAAAGAGAAAAAGGAGAACCCGAACCGAGGGAAUGUGAAUCCGCGGAAAAUCAAAACCCGGAAAGAGGAGUGGGAGAAGCUGAAAAUGGGACAAGAAUUUGUGGAGUCAAAGGACAAGCAUGGCCCUGCUGGGUACCCCUCCAACAUGGUGUAUCAGAACGGCAGUAUCGGCUCCAGCGAAAGCAUGGAUGGGAGCUGCUACCCGCCACCGCCACAGACUGACUCUAUUGUGCCACCACCUCCCUCAUUCCCAGAUGACAGCCUGCCUCCACCCCCGGUGGAAUUUAGCUAUCCUGUAGACAACCAAAGAGGUUCUGGUUCUGGAGGGCCCAAACGAUCCAGCCUGGUCAGCCCGAGCCACCCACCACCAGCUCCUCCGAUCGGAUCCCCCUCGGCAGCCAGGCCGGGCUUUGCUCCCCCUCCGGCUCCUCCUCCACCACCCCCACUGAUGGAAAACACCCCCCCUCCACCACCUCCCAUGGGCUUCCCCUCCCCGGGAACGCCCCCGCCACCCUCUCCCCCUUCUUUCCCCCCUCACCCCGAGUUUGCUGCCCCUCCGCCUCCCCCGCCUCCCCCAGCAGCCGACUACGGCAGCGUUCUCCCAGCUCCGCUGUCGCAGCCGGGCAGUGGGAUUGCUCCGCCGCCGCCGCCGCCCCCCCCCCCCCCGGGCCCACCUCCCUUGGCUCCCGGCGGCCUGGAGGGCCCCCCACCCCCUCCUCCACCCUCCGACACCUCCACAUCCAAGCCCAAGUCAUCCUUGCCUGCGGUUAGCGAUGCCAGGAGCGAUCUGCUUUCGGCUAUUCGGCAAGGCUUCCAGCUGCGCAAGGUGGAGGAGCAGCGGGAGCAGGAGAAGCGGGACGUGGUGGGCAAUGACGUGGCCACCAUCCUGUCGCGCCGCAUCGCCGUGGAGUACAGCGACUCCGAGGACGACUCCUCCGAGUUCGACGAGGAUGAAUGGUCGGAUUAGCCACGCUCCCAUCCCCUCCUUCCCUCCUCUCCUGGGUUCGCUUCUUCCAGAAUCAGGUGGCCAAACCUUCGCACCACAUCCUUUUCAUCCUGUAACCAAAGAUGUGCCAAGGGUUUUUCAGACAACCAGCAGCAUAUCUCCCCUCUCCCUCCCCCUCCAGCUUUGGCAGGACUCCGUGCUCUGCCUUUCCAAAAGGUCUCCUCACACACACGGAGGAUGCGGCGCUGGGAUUUAGCUGGAGGGGGUGUAACGGUUGCUUAUUUAAAAGAGAGCUAAACCUCCAGAUUUUUGAUGCCACCGGGCAGAGCACAUAUAAACCCUCCAUCCUGAGGGAUUUUUAAAGUAAAGAUGGAUGAUCCUGUUGUGGCCGUGUGGCCUUUUGGAUGAAGGACGUUUUCAGCUGGUUUUCUCAGUGCAACAGCAGACAGUUGAUCUGAUGGCUCUUCCUUGCCAGUGAAUACUGGUAGUGCUGCAAGAAAAUGGGCUUUAAAUGUCAAUUCUCUGCUGCAUCCCACUGUCAAAUAAUCAGGGUUUUGGCAAUAGUGCACAAUUCUUUUCCCCCCUGACCCCUGAGUAUUAAUUCCAGAUCGCCCUGUGUGGGGUGGACUUCCCAGUCCAAGGCUGCUGAGUGCCUUGGGUGCAGUGUAAGGAGGGACUUUUUCAUUUUAGAAGCUGCCUUUACCUUCCUCAAAUCUCCUGGACUGCUUUGCCAAGAGGAGACUUGCACAGAGGGAUGUAAAACCAGGGCAGGAUGCUCGCUCAGCUUCCCACUCUCGGGAAAGCAGAGCCACUGCCCCACUGAGACACAUCUGUGGUCAGCUCCGAGCUGUGGCCAGACCUCGCCGGGCUGAUUUUCUCCAAUUCAUGCUGAGAUUGUGUUUUAAAAUUCCAAAUCCAGUGCCUAAGACAGGGAGAUGGGGUGGGGAGGGGUUCUCUGAACACCAGGCACUGUGGUGGUCUUUGGCCUGCCAGGGCAGUUUGAGAGGUGCUUUUUUUAACGGGGUGACUUUUAACACAGGGACUUAAAUGCUGGUAUUGCCUUUGCUUCUUCUGCCUUCCCCCUAGGGAGGGGAGUUUGUGUGCCUAAAAACAUCGUGUGUGUGAACUGAGUUGCCCAUCAGUUACAUCAGACCUAACCUACCCUAAUUUUGUUAUAAUUCAUUCAUUAAUUUUAAGAGAACGGUUUUUUUCCUCCUCACUAACCCUGUGAAUUAAUUCCCUGGCUGCUCACUGUAGAUCCAAUACUGGCAGGGGAAAACGGGGAAUUUGAACUAGCUGACCUCGGUUUUAUCGCUGUUUAAUGUUACCUUACAUAGAAUAUGAGCAUAUCUUGGAAAUCUAACCCAGAUAGCCCUGAUGUGUAUUUUAAUUUGGACAUGACUCACUAAGGGUCAUGCAAAAAGCAAUUCCAAAGCCUUUUGGAGGUUAUGGGUCCAGCUGUUGUGGGAUGCGUGUCCCACUAAGACCAACUCUCCCAUCUUUUUGCCUUUCCUAAAGUAUUUCACCAGCCUGUGCCUGUCUCUCUUCCCUGCCUCGCCUCUUUUAAUGAUGUUGCUGAUACCUGGAACACUGGGCCCUGCCUGAGGCUUGCUGGAAAUCCUGCUUGGGAGUUGAUUGAUGGCUUCAGCUUGUGCCAUCGAGUUCUUACUGAUUCCUUGUGCGUGCGUGUGUGUGUGUGUGUGUGUGUUAAUCUUAGCCAGGGCAGAGAUGGCCUGGAGGAUGGGCUCAGGCGUGCAGAUCAAGCUGAGGCCCCAAAGAUCCCCUGGAUGGCUGCGCCAUCGGGUUUUGUCUGCAGGCAGGAUGCAGAGGGCGUGGGCAGCCAGGCAUCCCGAUGGGCUGGGAACAUCUGAGCAGCACUUCUGCCAGGUUCUGGAAGAGGGAGCAAACCCCUGGAGUGCAGCUGAGCCGUGGUGCGGUGGAGAGACCUGGAAAUGGGAAGGGAUGGUUGCUGCAAGCUGGGUGAGGGGAUGAGAGAGGCCCUGCUUCGUUCUGCUGCUCUUUCUGAGAGCAUCCUCCUCCGGCUGACAAGUUCCAGAGACGAGUUCCUGGGAAAAACGGGCCCUGAGCUAACCCAGGCUGACAGCAGGAUCACGCAGGGAAGCGAGGAGCCAGCAAAAGCCAAACCUGGCUAAAUGUGAGAUUGCCUUAACUAGGCUUAGCCCUUGUUGGGAAAGGGGAGCAAGUAUUCCUGUUGCCUGAAAUACCAAAAAGUGCCAUGUUCCCUGAGCCCCCGUGGAUGGUGUGUGAGGCAGGGCCGUGCCCGGGGUGCUGGGACACAUCCCUCACACUGCCUAUUGCACAAGGAUGCUGCUGUGUGGGCACGGCCGCGGGUGGAGGUGGCUCUGAGCAGCAGGAGGGACGCUGCCUUAUCCCUGCAAGCCUGCUGGAAACACCCUCUGCUCCCAAAUCCCAUCCCAGGGCAGGAAUCAAAACUGCAGGAUGCUAAACAGGAGGGUUGGGGACAGGUGGGGGAGGUUGGUUGGCGAAGUGUUUUUGAAAUCUUUGAU
This is a messenger RNA of Hirundo rustica (Barn swallow), 4060 nucleotides long. It is a transcript of the gene WASF2, whose product is annotated as WASP family member 2. Lineage: Eukaryota; Metazoa; Chordata; Aves; Passeriformes; Hirundinidae. The record is from RefSeq and is a predicted model, not a curated record. Gene Ontology annotation, molecular function: actin binding; protein kinase A regulatory subunit binding; Arp2/3 complex binding. Gene Ontology annotation, biological process: actin cytoskeleton organization; positive regulation of Arp2/3 complex-mediated actin nucleation. Gene Ontology annotation, cellular component: SCAR complex; cytoskeleton; lamellipodium.